Molecule: messenger RNA, 7185 nt
Organism: Annulohypoxylon truncatum
Lineage: Eukaryota; Fungi; Ascomycota; Sordariomycetes; Xylariales; Hypoxylaceae
Exons: 3
Coding region: 366-6461 (2031 amino acids)
Biological process (GO): regulation of transcription by RNA polymerase II
Cellular component (GO): Set3 complex
Source: RefSeq, a predicted model, not a curated record
AUUUCAGCCUCUUCAAACUUCUACCAUCUUUAACUAUCCUAUCACGUAGUAGUCGUUCUAUCUUCCUAGUACCCGCGCAUUUACUAGGAUCGAUAAUCCGAUACUGUGGCUUUCACUUGGUGGUGUUUUAACUCAUUGACGACGCCAAAGGGGACACAUUCGUGAAGAAAAGAUACUUUAAACGUGUGGCGCCUUACUUCUUUCUCAUUCAUUGCCGUCUUGCCGCAACUUAAUCCGAAUCCGAUCUUGCCCAACAAACUCGGCUGGUUAGAAGUUCUACGCCUCAAAUCGUCAUUUAUUGGCUCCAUGAGAACUUCGCAGGCUGAAUAUCAAUAGGCGGGCCUAUCUUGCCCUCCGUGACCGUUAUGGCUUCCCGCUAUAGUGGGUCGCGAUAUGAUGGCGAGUCGCGUCGCUCUAGGUCGAGGGAUCGCUCGCCGGAUCGGAGAUCGCUAUAUAGUGAUGGCGGACCACGGCGUGCUUCUGCAGAGUCUCGAUCGAAUAGCUCGGCAUUCCAAACCAACCGGGACUCCUUUCGCGACAACUUAUCAAGGGAACCCCCAAGGGGUCCCAAAGCUCUGCUCGAUGCCCCUAGUGGACCUCGCGGGGGUGGUUACUCGGGCGACUUUCGUGGUAGAGGUCGUGGACGAGGAAGAGGCUGGCGAGACGAUAGCCGAGACCGCGGAAGAGAUCGAGACAGUGACUUCCGAGAUCGACGAGAUAAUUCUUACAGAGAUGAACGUAGUCGAGAACGCGACCGUGGAGAUUGGCGAGACCGCGAUCGAGACAGCUUCAGAGGACGGCGGCCGUCUCCUCGCGGACGAUCGCCUCCUCAAAGGGAUUUUCGCGAUCUGAGGGAUAUGCGAGAUGCUCCGUUAGGCGUUGACGCAGAGCGAGCCCGGCGCGGAUCGAGAGACGGGCCCUUGUCCGCUGGUUCGUCUUCCUCCGACCCUCCCUUCGCUCCUUCGUACCGGGGUGGUUAUAGUGGACGAGGUCGUGGAAGAGGUCGCGGCGGAGAUUGGGGGGAUAGAGGCCGCGGACGAGGAUUCUAUGAUGAUCGCGACAGAUAUGCCUACAGGUCCCGUUCCCAGGAAGGACGGUACCGGGAUCGUGAGGAUCGUGAUCGUGAUAUUAGAUACCCUGAUCCAGACUUGCGCCCACGCGAUCAUCGAGACGAUCGCGACGUGCGAGACCGCGAGGUACGGCCAAAACUCGAGCGAGCAUCACAUGAACCACCCCCAAUACCUGCUAAGGACGUCUCACCCCCUCCCGUGGCCCCGGCCGCGCCAUCUUUUGGAUCCGUGCCCAACAGAACAACAGCAACCGAUGUUGGCUUAGCUACAGGCAAGGCGCCGCCAACGGGACCUAGGGCACUCAAGGAGGACCGCCCGGCGCCUUCUGGCUCUGCACUUAAUGCGGAUGCAAGACUGCCGCCUAUAGGACCGUCAAGGUCCUACAUGGACAUAGGACAAUCUACAAUCCCUUCCGGUCCCCGCUCUUCUACUAUAAACCGCCCGGGACCUUCAAGCAAGCAAUGGAUUAACCCCAAUAUAAAGCGCGUACCUGAAUCGCCGAAAUUAAAUAGAUCACAGAGUCUUGCUCAACCCCGGCCUACUGGACCCCGUCCGGAUGGUGCGCAUAUUGAUCAAUCGGUAGAUGGUGAUCAAAGACAGUUUAGUAAUGAUACUAAAGCCGACCCGCAGGUAGAGAAACAGCCUAAGGAUACACAAGCUGUCGACUUGGACGAAGAACCUGCGAAAGUAGAUCAGCGCCCGCAAUCUGCUAGGUCGUCCGUAGAUCAGGAACAUAAACCCCAGGAUGCCGUAUCCGGAACAACAGUCAAAGAGGAGGAUGGCGAGGUGAGGCGCGUUGAUGAUACCACCCAAGAGAGUCCCAUUGUCGAACCCGAGAUCUUACCGGUAGUCAACGAACCGAAAACAAAAGAACACCGACGCCCUACGCUGAAAGUAUUGCCGAAGCAUGUUUCCCUGCCCCAGAAAGAAACAAGACUGCCUAUCUUAGACCAGUCAUCGGAAUCAGAUGACGAGGAAAUUGGCGAUGUCAUUGAAUCGCAGAUGAAGGACGUUGAAUCAAAAUUGAAGCAGCUUGAGGGCAUUGAUGACGUGCCAAUGGAUGCUAUAGUACGGCAUGCAAUAGUAUCACUAGAGGCUGUUGGUAAGAUUAUGAGCGAACCAGAGGGUUUGGACGAUAUGGUCGGCCCUGUGCCUGAAAAUGUGUCUCUACCUGGGAAAACUCCCCCGGCAACCGAAGCUGAGCCCAUGAGGGCACCAAGUGUUGAAGCAGCUAAAAGUCUUGACGAUGUCAAGGAAGCUAAUGAUACCCAAGAAGUCAUUAAAAACAAAACCCCCUCGCCAUCCUUAGAAAAACAAACUUCACCUUUGAACACAACAAGUUCAAGCGCAGAGCACCCGCAACCAUCCAUCGAACAAGACAUGGAUAUACCUGCACCUCCCGAGGCACCGCUUGGUGAAAACAAGCUGAAGGAUGAUGAUAGAGAUGUGACAAUGGAAGACGCACAAGACAUUAGCCAGCCUGACUCCGAGGCACAAGGACCGCAGCAUGCCCAGCUAUCGACCUCUCACAGACAGUCAGUCGAUGGUCCGUUUGAAACCACUCACACACAGUCACGGGAAAUUAGUAAACGAGGCUCAAGCACACCAUCUCCCGCAGAAGAUGAAGAUGAAACAGAUAUCGAGGACGUUGACAUUCACACCAUCGAGAUUGUCCGCGAGCAUAUGGCCACUCCUCCGAUUGAUAGCCUACCUCACUUUGAUGGAAAGCCGUGGUUUAAGGACCAGGAUUUUCUUAAGUCGAUGGACGCUCCGAACCCGGGCCUCGAUGCCUUUAUUUUACAGAGACUGGAUGAGGAAGCAUUAGUCCGGAAGGCCGAGGAGAGAAGGGGACAAGAGCUUUACGAUAAGAAUUACGAUCGUUACCUACGCUUUACCAUGUCGAAUGAUCCCGUUGCUGUCAAAAGUCGAGAGAAAUUUAUGCAUGUUCCUGGAGCGGAAACCAACGGCCAUAGGCCUGGCUUCCACGAAUCCAGACCCGAGGGUACAAGGCGUAGUAGGUACGCAUCAGAACGUGACCUAGAGAGGAUUCUGGAGGAGUCGCGCCGUGUCGAGGAUGAAAAGAGAGAGCGUCAAAUGCAGGCAGAAAGAGAACGGUAUAGGACCGAGAAAGAAGCUGUGUUGCCCCGUCAAUAUCAACUACCAGAAGAGCGAGAGAAGGAAUUCUAUCGGGAUGUGACUGGAUUCAUCGAGCCUGAGAAAAUCGUGGCGGCUUGGCAACUCUUACCUCCGGUGGACAAUUUUACGCCAGAAGAAACGGCGACAUUUGAAAAGGCGUAUCUCGAAUUCCCUAAGCAAUGGGGUCGUGUUUCUGAACCGUUGGCGGAGAGAGACUUCGGAACCAGCAUCCAGUUCUAUUACCUCAAGAAAGAGAAGGAAGAACUUAACUUGAAGGAGAAGCUUAAGAAGCGACCGAGACAACGUAAGAAGGGCGGUCGCGGCAAGCAACGAUCUAGUGCAUUGGUCUCCGAACUUGGAAACGGCGAAAAUGAGAAUGAGGAAAACCAGGAGACGGGUGAAAACGGCGAGAGGCGUCGACCUAGACGUGCGGCCGCUCCUACUUUCAACUCGGAAGCUACUCCAGCGACAGAUGGCGAAAGUGGAACGCCAUCCGGUACACCCGGACGAAGAGGUGCGAAAGGAGACGGGAGUGCCGAAAAGCCGGAACGCAAGCCUAGAGGGCGCCGAGCUGCUAAGGAUAAGGAACCGAAACAGCCUCGUGUCAACCAGACUCUGGCUGCGGCACCGCCUACGGGGACUAAAGGUAACCGUUCGCGAUCUAGUUCUCGUGUUCAUGCACCGGAGUGGGCACCACCGCAAACACCGAAUGAAGCCACUAGAGCUCCGACUCAGUACGAACUGACCCCAACCACGACGGCCGUCCCGCCUGUUGCCAUUUCUGCACCAUUCCCACCGGCGCAGCCGAUUCUGAGUCCCGAGAGGGGAGUUCCUCCCCCUCCGCCUCCUCCGCCCCCUGUUUCGAUGUCUGUCGAUACGAUGGGCCCUCCACCGUUGCGCCCAGAGCCUCCGCAACAGCCCACUGUUGCUAUGCUCGAUAUGGGCCAACCGGCAGUGUCGGACCGCAGAUCCGGCACGCAGGCCUCCAGCUACUGGAGCGUACCUGAGGCGAACGAUUUUCCUCAGUUGCUUCGUUCCUUCGGAAGCGAUUGGGCAGCGAUUGCGACACAUAUGCGAACUAAGACUCCGAUUAUGAUCAAAAACUACUAUACGCGCAAGAAGGACGCCAAUGACUGGCAGGGAAUCGUCGAGGAAGCAGAUGCGAGGAAAGCCAGAGGCGAGAAGAGGCCCGCACCGCCGGCACCCAGUUCCGGCGUCAAAAAGCGGUAUGAAACAUCGGGCAACCGACCACUCGCGGCUGCAGACGCAGUUAUGGAAGAUAGCCCUGCACCUAAGCUUGAGCAUCCCCAGACAUCGCAGCCGACGUCGGGUCGGUUCAAUGUCCCAAUAGCAGCUCAACCGCAACCUACGCUUAUUCAGUCCUCAUUCGUGCCAGCGACUCAGUCUCCGCUGAUCCAAAGCCACGGAGCUACCCCGCCUGGAUCGCAACCUCUUGCCCAACCAGUCACCCAGACUAUGUCUCCUCGGCCUAUGAGAGCUCCGUUCUCCCUCACCGAUAGAGAACGUGAACUACCUGCCCAGCAGCCCGCCCGCGUUCCGUUAGGGCAGAAGCCUGCUCCGGCUGGACAGCCACCAGUAUCCGAAGCUCCCAUGGGGAGACAUCCUUUGCCUGGAUCCUUGAUCGAGCCUCACUCGGAACGACCUAGAGUUGAGCCUAAAGCUCCCAAGGAACAACCUCGCCAGCAGCUGCGCGUCAAACAGGAACCAGAUCUUAUCCAUCAAUACGAUCACUUUGUUCCUCAAGCCCAGACUGCCCGCAUGACGUUGUCUCGCCCAGAAAGUGUGCCGCUAUCACGUCCACCCGACCCCCCGCGAGCAGUGGCGCCAGCUCCGCAAGGGCCUCAACCGGGUUCAUUCGCAACCAUUCUCCAACAGCACGGUAAGAACAUUUUGCAGGAGGGGAAUCCAUCUCCACCGGCUCGACCUCGUCCGAUCUCCACACUAUCCCGGCCAGCAUCUGGUGCUAGUAGCGGAACUGAGCCAUUCAGCGCUCCACCGGCGCAGCCUACGCCGCCUAUCGUCGCCUCUGCGCCAACUCGUCCUCCUGAACGUAAGACGUCCAACCUAAUGGCGCUAUUGAAUGACGACACGCCCACGCCCCCUCCACCUCCCCCUAAGAGGGUUACCGAGAUACCUGCGGUUGCGAAGCCGUCUUCGACACCACCACCUCAAUCCAAUCUCUCCCGUCCUCCACCCCCUCCGCCGCCGCCAUCUCACAUUCGAAGAGAGUCGGGUAUGCAAGAGGCUCAAGCCUAUGGAUACGGCCGAAACCCACCUCAAGCGCCAUCCGCAAUGCCACCACUUAAACCGUAUGCGGCUGCAUCGCCUCAAGCGCAACAUCUGAAUGCUCCCCGUCACAUGCAAUUGGACGCAGCAGCAGCAGAACGAGAGUAUUACAGUGGUCGACCACGCUCCUAUCCUUCUGCGCAUCAAUCUCCGGCGGCAGGUUCACCCCAGAGCGCGCAUCACUACCUACCCCCCAAUCAGCCGUCUCAGGUGGCUUACCAAUCUCAACCCUCAUAUCCUUAUGGGGCACAGGUUCAACCACCUAACAUAGCCUCGCCUCCACCCCAGUACGGGGGCCAUUCCGCUCCCAGAGGCCACGAGCCUCAGUCCAGCCGAGAUUUAGGUUGGCCUGGUCCACAUCAGGGCCACCCGUUACAACAGCAGCACCAGCCGCACCAGCAGCCACAACAACCGCCCCCACAACACCAGUCGGCCUGGUCAUCGCAUCCUCCGCAGCCCCCCAAGUCUACGCAACCCCCGCCAACGCAAUCAGCAUGGGCUGCACAGCAACCUGCUCCGAAACCUCCAUCAGCUAGUACCUCAGUUCCACCACAGCCUUCUUGGGCCUCAGUUCCGCCGCCUAGAGGUCAUGAUCCCAUGGCUCUCCGCGACGUCCGAGAUGUCUAUCCGCCGCACGGCAUGCGAGCUCCUUUACAACAGUACGCACCUGCCUCGCGAGCUCCUGAGCCGCCGCCUCCGCAGGCACCGGCUGCAUACCCUCGGUACGCUAGCACGCCAGUUCCCGGACGGGAUCCUCGCGAUCCUGGUCCGCCAAGGAGCUAUACUCCUAGCCCUUACGACAGCAGAGGCUACCCGUCUUCUAACCCAGAGAUCCGCGAGGCCCAGAUGCGUGAACAGCAACAACAAUCAAUCUUGCAGCAGCAACUGCGACCCCAGGAUAGACAUGGUUUAUAUGAUCGGCCGCCGCCCGAUAGAUAUGGAAGAUAGGAGAGUCCGUAUUCAUUCCCAGGUGCGUCGUUGCCUAGUAAUGGUGGUAAUAGUGAAGAGGGAGAGGAUGGAUCACCCUAAAUAGGGUGUCUUGUCUAGUACAGGUGGCCAUGAUCCUGGAGGUGGCCUUCAGACCUGAUAAUACUUGAUGGAUUAAGCAUUUAUGUCAAGGGGAGGUCCAAUGGUAGGAACCUAAAUCGCUCAUCAUUGUGGUACGGCUCUUGGGUCGGCUUACAACUCUAGCCCUCGAGUUUGCCUAUUUUUGACAACUACUUGUACGAAUGUUAUCUCACGACCCUAUACACCGCAUUCAUCCGAUGACAUACGCUGCCUUGGAGCUUACCGUACCACCGCAGCAGCUCGAUACUACUUAGGUAGAUCAGAUUACACCAUACAUUUCACACUGUUUCCUCUUCUUCCCGUCGAUUCUUCGACCUGUCAUCUGCAUCUUGCAAUAUUGGACGCAGGUCGGACUCAUCAUCAAUCAUCUCACGGCAUCCUGACGAUCUCACGUUCUCAGGGGAGGAGGAAAAAAAAGGGGGGAGGCUUUCAUAAUCGACAGUCGGCAGCUUAGCAGAGAGAGGGGGGAGAACAGAGACCCGGGUUCCGGACCGGAUUGGGGGACUCGGUGGGCACUGUGCUAGGGGGGAAAAAUGCCAUGCUGACGUGUCGAGUGUGUUGUUAGUUUAUUGUAUGAGAAAGACAGACCUUUUUAUUCCUUCUA